Molecule: messenger RNA, 4650 nt
Organism: Spirometra erinaceieuropaei
Lineage: Eukaryota; Metazoa; Platyhelminthes; Cestoda; Diphyllobothriidea; Diphyllobothriidae
Source: the annotation of a GenBank genome assembly
AUGAACAUACCUAUUAGACCCAUCGUCUCCCUACGUGGUACUCCUACAUACUGUUUGGCAAAAUGGAAGUUUGCUCGUCUUCAUUUCCUGGAAGAAGGAUCGCCAACAACAGUGGCCUCUGCUAAUCAGUUCCUUGAACGUUUAAAACAUCUUAAACUAGAGCCAGAUGAAUCCAUGGUAUCGUUUGAUGUCGUUUCACUCUUUACCUCCAUUCCACAACAACUAGCGAUUGCCGUUGUGAGACAACUCCUGGCCGAUCGCUACAACGAGAGGGACAAUCCCCUGAAGACUGAACAUCUCGUGGAGCUCUUACGCUAUGGCCUAAUAACAUAUUUCACCUUUGGUGGACAAGUCUAUGAACAAAUCAAAGGCACCCCUAUGAACUCCCUCAUAUCAGGGCUGAUUGCUGAAGUGGUUCUUCAGCGGAUAUAACACUUGGUGUUCACCAAGUAUCAACCAAAGUUCUGGGCCUGGGAGGUAAAGACCUACUGCCAUUGCAGGCCACAUCGAUGUGUAUUUACUCAUUCACUUGCUCCUGUGUAGCGGGAUACGUUGGCCGUACGACGAGGCGCCUUGAAAAGAGAGUACGUGAACACAUGCCGACCUGGCUAGGCAGCGGUGAAAAGAAAUCGAUCGCGAGUUCUAUUCUCGCACAUCUUGUCGAUACGAAUCACCGAGACAAUGGCAAGGAAGGCUUUCAGGUUGUCUACCGGACACCAGCAAUCUUCUCCAGAGGCCUAUGUCAACGGGCGCUAGCUAAAGCCGCGUCGAUGGCUCUACAGCCAGCGAACCCAGUGCUAUGCUUUCAGAAGAUUCUGACACAGGCGUUCUGCCUUCCGUGGCCAACGCCGACCACAACGUCGCCCCAACUUCCUGAUGCAGUGGUGUGUGCACAACGUACAUGAAGUACAAACAUUACUCACAGCCUAUGUCCCCCCUUCUCCCUCGCUCCUUUAACCCAAUGAACACGACACGCCGACCACGCCAUAGCACGCCUCGUUAUGCGAGUGGCGUGAGAACGAUGGGUGUUAAUAGUCCCUGAAUCACUUAUAAGCCCUGUAAGUUCGCAUAAUUUAAACUUCUUUGUAACCGCUUUGGCCUACUGAAGAGUUACCGAAAACACGUGUUUGCCAAACUGACUUUUUGAUUGUAACAUGGGAAUAUUCGCUGAACUUAUACGAAAUUAGUUGGGUAAGUAUAUCACCAUGCGAACCCCUGACCCCGCCCAUUCAGCCCUCGUAACAUAUCGAGUGAGUUAUCAUGGCAAUUUUUGUUAAAUGUACAAAGUAAAAUAGUGCUGUACAUAGUCUUCGUGCAUUCUUUGGGUAGCAGCUUUGACUGAUUUGUAAAGGAACGCUGUUGAUGAUCACGCCAAAUGACUGUUUUUCCUUCUAGUAAAAAUCUCCCCAUUAUGCCAUGUUUUCUUAUAUCCCUCUGCCGCAUUUUUGAAAAGCCAUUUGUCUUAUCAGGGUGUUACUGUGUAAACGUUUGAGUACGCAUGUUUUUUUCCCGUUUCUAGCGGUGUCACCAUGACACCAAAAUAACCACUUCCAUCAACUUCCCCGUCGAGUUGGAUAUUACACCAUUUGUGGCUCAGUUUUCGAACUCCAAGUCGUCCUGGCAAGACCGGUAAGUUUGCCAAAAGCCUUCUUUUUUCUCGAAGAACACUUCCGACUGUUGAGGUCACAGUCAGCUACUUCUGGGGCAAUUAGAAGGGCAAGAAAGACUAGCAUGGGCUUUUAUGGCCUCCUAAAAGUCGUCAGUCAGCCAUACAGGCCCAAAGUGUGAUCACCCUGGAUUCAUCGUUGAUCGGCGUUUUCAAGUCCAUCGCUCCACUAUUGAAACACGGAGAGGUUACCGUGUUUGCUGCGACCGGAACAUUCCAUACCUUAGUAUGGACCUUCACCGAUCGCGUUAGGGGACAUACUCGUUCACUCUCGUCAAAACGCUCUACCAGAACGUCUCUCAAAACCUACGAUAGGCGAUGUAUCUCAUUACGCACCAGUCGAAAGAAUUUUGAUAUUGGUUAUUAAGAGAAAUACGCUUUACCGUGAAAAUAUUAUACAACUGUUUCCGGAAGAAUGACUCGAUUUUGACCAUGCUAUAAAUUUGCAAGUGGCGCAAGAGCAGCUAAGUGUUCAUAAAAGUGGGUAUCCAUUAAGGGUAGUUCAAGUCUCAGUUUCUCUAUUUCACUCUGCUUGUACAUGCGAUAUUGUGAUAGCAAUGGCUAUACAGAAUGCUGAUAUGCCGAUGUACGACAAGAGAUAUGUCGGAAGCCACGGCGCAUUGGACGGGAGGACUUCGCAGCAAUUAGUUCAGAAUGACGGGGGUGGACAAUAUCAUCCAGAAUGCGAUGAGCGGAUUGCCUGAACUGUUGCGAAAUGUCAUUAUAUUAUAAUAUCGACUGAAAGACGCAAGAAACGCCACCACCACCACCACCUCCGUUGCCACCGCCACCGCCACCACCACCGCCACCACCACCACCACCACCACCACCACCAGCACUACCACCAGCAGCAGCAGCAGCAGCAGCAGUAGCAGUAGCUGCAGCAGCAGCACAGAGCAUCAACGACGCAAUAUGCGACCCCAUCCAGAGUGUGGAGGAUAAGUCAUCUUGUCUUACUGGACCGGUGGAAGUAGAGGUUAUAUGGGUGGGACCAAUGGAUGCGAAAGAGAGCGGUGAAAAGGAUGUUGUCUUGAAAAAAAUGUUCAGAUUCCGUGAGUAGGUUCUAAUAGAUCCGUGCAUGACCUUGAGAGUGACUGGGAAAAUUGAACACUAGCGGAAUUUGAUUCCGAAAAACCAAACGAAGCUAUGUAUAGCGGCAGCACAAUAAGACGUCAAGUUCAGAGAUCAAGGCAACGAAAUAGCCAAUAGAAAUCCAAGGACGAAUGACGUUGGCGAACCUCAUAAGAGUAAAGUGGGAACGUUGACCCAACGACACGACAAUGUUGCAGAACAGCGGAACACAGGGAAACCGCCAAGGUGGCCAACAAAGAUAAAAUAUGCCAAAUUACCACAAAGUGAAAAAAAGGCAAUCAGUGUACCUAAAUUAGACGACACUACUUUCGUAAGAAUCAAUAGGCAGCAAUAAGUAAUAUGAAAAUUUGGGUCGCAUAUUACCUUCUUUCUAAGAGAGCAUUCAGGAAACUCGUUAUUAAAGUAAGAUAUCUUUUUUAAGUAAAACAGGAAAAAUAAACCGAGAACAACUGAAAGUGAGAGGGAGAAAACAGACUAGGAGUUGAGAUGUGUAGCGGAAACGCAAACGACGAAUGUAAUGGAUACGAUUACGAAUUUUAGUGCAAAAGGUCUCAAUAUGAAGGUAGAAGGAAAAAUUGGACGUCAGAGUAACAGUAAGCUAUCUGGAAGAGGAUCUCUCGUUGGGCAAAAUCUCUAAGGAAUUAGGAAUGCGAGAGACUCACAAUCGAAACACGAUCGGAACUGAUUUCUGACAAUUAAGCAAGAGAGAAUUCCCAUAUGACCAUGCAUUAAUGUAAUCCAAGUCCUCCCUCAAAAUAAGAGAUGAGUCUGAUUUCUGAGAUAUUGUCAUAUUGUCAGCAUACGGCAGUAAUUUGUCGAUCUCCGGUCAUCAGUGUGAAGAUAGAAGAAGUGGAGGGAGGGGGAAUAGAAUGGAACCUUGAAGGACUUAACAGUUAUUGGGAAGAAGGGUAGAUUUCUGCUUGCCAGACUUGACUGAUUCAGUAGAGAAUUUAAAAUAAUGAACACGCUAAGAAACAGUCCGGUCAGGAGAGCCGCACGCGGAUGUUUCGGGCGGGGCAGGGGAUUACGAUUUGAGAGAAUCUCCUUUGAAAAUAGCUCCCAAAACUGGGGCUUAGAAAUCCGUCGAUUGGGAACGAAAAGAGUCGAGGAAACCACUGUAACUGAGUAGUUUUGUCACAAGAAGAAGCGUAGAAUUUGAAGGACGAUGUAUUUUAAGCGAAACUCGAAGCAAUCCUUGCGUGGACUUGUACAGGAAAUUGACUAGCUGGAGGCAUUUUAUGCGAAAAAUUCACCAGCUUUCCUUAUGCUACCUAAGCUCAUUUGUUAUCAGAUUCUACGACAGUUACCUCACCAGCCUGUGUUUGUGCCUUUUUGUUGACGAUAUUGAAACGCGAUUUACAUCAGUCUGCCUAGUAAAUCUCAAAAGGAGUAGAUAUCAGCGAAGUCAAGGAGGCUAUUUCUCGGUCAGUUCAGCCCGUAUUCCAUUUUUAAGACGUACCGCGGCUCUGCAAUUUAGACGUUCAUAUUUUAAAUCACGGUGGACACAGCUCCAUCGUGAAUAGGUGACGUUGAGGCUGAGGAAAGAGAAAGGCGCUGAUAGUAUUGAUGGCACUUUGCAUUCGCUGCCCGUCCUAUUUUGGUUGAAAUUCCUCUUCUUUUUAGGAUUUCUCCAGCCUACGCAGAAUAUCACUGCUAUUUUCGUUUUUCCUUCUCUUUAUGUUCAUCUACACUGUAGGUACUCCCUAUACGCGGUCUUAAAUCACAGUGGCCAGACGAAUUCCGGCCACUACACAGCCUGCAUCCGAUUCGGUCCAGGUUGUUGGUGUCUCUGUGAUGACCAGAAAAUCGUUCCUGUCAGCGUAGACUACGUGCUCACCACUGACGCUUAUGUGCUGCUCUAUCACAAGAACAUCCUAGCUGUUCGUUCUUAA